This is a messenger RNA of Corticium candelabrum, 983 nucleotides long. RefSeq names its product carbonyl reductase [NADPH] 1-like. NCBI's taxonomy places the organism in Eukaryota, Metazoa, Porifera, Homoscleromorpha, Homosclerophorida, Plakinidae. Bases 58 to 843 code for a protein of 261 amino acids. The record is from RefSeq and is a predicted model, not a curated record. The transcript has 7 exons. Gene Ontology annotation, molecular function: oxidoreductase activity, acting on the CH-OH group of donors, NAD or NADP as acceptor.
UCUUAGAGGUAACAUUGUGGCUUUAAAUUAUUAAGACAUUUAAAAGCGUAUAUAUGCAUGCUGAGGAACGAUCAGAUGUAUAUGAUGAGACAAACAGUUUGGCAUGUUGAUUAUCUAGUAUAUGUUUUAGCUAGAGAUCAAGAGCGAGGUGAGAAGGCUUACCAAGAAAUGCAACAACAAGGAUGCAGCAACAUUAGGUUUCAUGCCCUUGAUGUCAGCGACACAUCAAGCAUCGAUAAGCUGAAGACAUUUAUUGAGACCAAGUAUGGAGGUCUAGAUGUACUCGUCAACAAUGCUGGCAUUAUGUUUGGGCAGAGUUCAAAUGCAUCUUUUGCUGAGCAAGCUCGUGAAACAGUUAAAGUGAAUUUCACAGGCACGUUAAAUGUAAGCCAAUCUCUGUUACCUCUUCUUCGACCUCAUGCCAGAGUGGUGAAUGUUGGAUCUCAACUGGGAAAGCUAAAAAAUUUGAGUUUAGAUCUUCAAGCAAAGUUCUCAUCUGAUGAUUUAACAGUUGAAGAUCUUGUGUCUAUUAUGAAUCAGUUUGUAAGUGCGGCUGAAACAGGAAGCCACACUAGCAGUGGUUGGCCAAAUUCAGCAUACGGGGUGUCCAAAGUUGGUAUGAUGGCUCUCACUAGAAUUCAAAGUAGAGAAUUGGCAAAAAGUGGAAAGGAAGACAUAGUAGUCAAUUUGUGUUGUCCUGGUUGGGUGCAGAGUGAUAUGGGAGGAGCGAAAGCACAUUUAUCUGUGGAUGAAGGUGCUGAUACCCCAGUAUUUCUUGCUCUUUUGCCACCAGGCAGCCCGUGUGGACAAUUUUUCUUCAAGAGAGAAGUUAUUCAGUGGUGAUAUUAUUAGCCCAGUAUGUGAUGUCAGUGAUGGUAUUAGACUUCUUUCUAUGACUACGAGUGUACUUUUUGUCAAAUACCCGGUACUUUAUCUAGAAACUGUUUGUCAAGUAAUGCAUGCAUCUUCAUCAGUGCAUUACA